CAAACUCAUGUUCCUGUAGAAGAUGAUGCAGUACAUGUAAUUAAAGUGGAAUAUCUUGAAAAUGGCCCCUUAUUUUCUGAACUGAAAUUUUACCAGAGGGCUGCAAAACAAGAACAUAUAAGAAAAUGGAUGAAUCUCAAAAAAAUAAGAUGUUUAGGAAUUCCAGUGUUUUGGGGAUCCGGCUUGGCUGAGUACAAGGGAAAAAGCUAUAGAUUCAUGGUCAUGGAAAGACUGGGAGAAGACCUUCAAAGAAUCUUUGAAGAUUGUGGAAGCAGAUUUAAGAAGGAGACUGUUCUGCAACUUGGGGCACGAAUGUUGGAUACUUUGGAAUAUAUACAUGAAAAUGAGUAUGUUCAUGGUGACAUUAAAGCAGCAAAUCUACUUUUGGGCUACACCAAUCCACACGAGGUUUAUCUUGCAGAUUAUGGACUUUCCUACAGAUAUUGUCCCAAUGGGAACCACAAACAGUAUCAGGAAAAUCCUAGGAAGGGCCAUAAUGGGACAAUAGAGUUUACCAGCAUAGAUGCCCACAAGGGAGUAGCCCCAUCCAGACGAGGUGACCUUGAAAUCCUCGGCUACUGCAUGGUGCAGUGGUUAUGUGGGAAGCUGCCCUGGGAACAGAACCUGAAGGACCCUGUAGCUGUCCAGACUGCGAAAACAAAACUUAUGGAUGAGCUCCCAGAUUCACUGAUGGAAUGGGAUUCUUCUGGAAGCAGCUGUGAAAUAUCCAAGUUUUUGGCAUGUGUUUAUGGCUUAGCUUAUGAUGAAAAGCCAAAGUAUCAAGUGCUCAAGAAAAUCCUGCUGGACAGACUAGAGUCAAGUGGAACUCGCUACGAUGGCCCUCUGGAAUUUUCUGCUGCAGCAUGCACGCAGAAUCACUGUGCUGGGAAAGUGUCAAAAGUUCGCUUACCAAAGCCUAUGCCAAAACCAGUUCAGCAGAAGCAAAAGAAGAUGGAAGGUGAAGAACGCUUCUGUCAAAACAAAGCCUGUACUGGGGUAACAGGCAAACAACUCCAAGAGGAAGAAAAGCCAAGUAAAUUAAACAGGAUGCCUCACCAAACAGAGCCUCGGCAGCAUACAGAAUUACUCUCUGUACACCAACAGGUUCACUUACCAAAGCCUUCACCGAAAGCAGUGCAACAGAAGCAGAACAAGGUGAAAGACGAAGAAUCUAACUGCCUAAGCAGGCCCCACACUCGGGUAACACGCCGGCAACUCCAGCCUGAAGAGAAGCCAGUUACAUUUUACACUGCAAUUCAGGAGCCUGACCACCCACAAAAGAAGGACACUGCAAGAACAUUACCACCCUUCAACCCCCAAGCAAUAUUCUCAGAAUGCAAAAAGAAACACAAUCAGCUCUUAACUACAGCUCAUCCAGUAUCACUGCAAGAAACUGGUUCUGACGUCACCAGUCGUUCUCUACCUGUUCUACUUAGGCUUGCAUUUACUGACGAAACAUACCCGUACAGCGUAGCUAUACUCGUACUGCUGCUACUAAUAUCACUCUCCUUGUAUUUUCUUUGA
Molecule: messenger RNA, 1524 nt
Organism: Antrostomus carolinensis (chuck-will's-widow)
Lineage: Eukaryota; Metazoa; Chordata; Aves; Caprimulgiformes; Caprimulgidae
Gene: VRK2
Product: VRK serine/threonine kinase 2
Exons: 12
Coding region: 130-1524 (464 amino acids)
Biological process (GO): protein phosphorylation
Molecular function (GO): ATP binding; protein kinase activity
Source: RefSeq, a predicted model, not a curated record